UGUCUACCUUGAAUGGCGGGUUAUUUGCUAGUUCAUUUCUCCGUUUUCUAUGAAAACUACAACUUAUUCAAACUUAAAAAAGAUUGGCUGUUUAUCCGGAGUCAUUUUUUGAACAAACACAUACUAGAAGAAAUCAUAAAAUGGCAGUUAGUAAACCUGCCCCUGGAGUAAUUAGAAAAUUAGAUGAAGUAGUUGUUAAUAGAAUAGCUGCAGGGGAAGUAAUUCAGAGACCUGCAAAUGCCUUAAAAGAAAUGAUAGAAAAUAGUUUAGAUGCAAAGUCUACAUCCAUUCAAGUAACAGUAAAGCAAGGAGGAUUAAAACUACUACAGAUACAGGAUAAUGGAUCAGGUGUUAGGAAGGAAGAUAUGGAAAUUGUAUGUGAGAGAUUUACUACAAGUAAAUUACAGAAAUUUGAAGAUCUGAAUUCCAUAGCAACUUAUGGUUUCCGAGGUGAAGCACUUGCUAGUAUUAGUCAUGUUGCCCAUGUGACAAUAACAACUAGAACAGCUGAUUCAAAGUGUGCUUAUAAGGGCAUGUAUUCAGAUGGAAAGUUAAAGGAACCAGUGAAGCCUUGUGCUGGAAAUAUUGGAACACAAAUUACAGUGGAAGAUUUAUUUUACAAUAUUACAACUAGGAGAAAAGCAUUAAAAAGUCCUUCAGAUGAGCAUGCUAAGGUUGUAGAGGUUGUCAGCAGAUAUGCAGUUCACAACAGUGGUGUAGGAUUUACAGUUAAGAAGCAUGGAGACAGUACAGCAGAUGUGAGAACCCCAGUUAAUUCUACACCUGUAGACAACAUCAGGACAAUAUUUGGUCCAUCCAUUGCCAAGGAACUUCUGAAUAUAAGCCAUGAAAACCAACAGAUGUCAUUUAAAUUAAAUGGAUAUAUCACUAAUGCUAAUUAUUCAAUGAAGAAAUGCACAUUUUUAUUGUUCAUUAAUCAUCGACUUGUUGAUUCAGGAUCACUGAAGAAAGCAAUAGAUAAUGUGUACCAAGCCUAUCUUCCCAAAAACAUGCAUCCAUUUCUUUAUCUCAGCCUAGAGAUUGCACCACAGAAUGUGGAUGUAAAUGUCCACCCAACUAAGCAUGAGGUUCACUUCCUGCAUGAAGAUGCUAUCAUUGAAAAUAUACAAGAAGUUAUAGAAACAAAAUUAUUGGGAUCAAACCAGUCAAGGACAUACUACACACAAGCACUACUUCCCGGAGCAUCUGUAACUUUACCAGAUGAAAAGGGAGAUAAUUCUUGCUUAGGUGGUAAAGACAAACCAUAUGCUCAUCAAAUGGUUAGAACAGACAGUAGAGAUCAAAAGUUGGAUGCCUUUGUUAAACCUAAACAAGUAGAAAGUCUAACAAAUUCUGACAGUGCUAGUAUGGGUGUAAAUGAAACAAGUAAAGGUUCAUCUGGAAUUGACGCUCCUAAAUGUGGAACAAACCCUAAACGUAGAGAAAUUAAACUCACCAGUGUGCUGAGCUUACAAGAGGAAUUGAAGAAAAAUAUACAUUCAGGAGUGCGGGAUAUGUUUCAAAAUAAUACAUUUGUUGGAUGUGUGGAUGAAGAAUUUUCUUUAAUGCAACAUCAGACUAAAUUAUAUUUAGUAAAUACUACUAAGUUAAGUGCAGAACUGUUUUAUCAGUUAACAGUUUUUGACUUUGGAAAUUUUGGACUUCUUCGUCUUUCAGAACCUGCCCCAAUAUAUGAGUUAGCCAUGUUAGCAUUAGACCUUGAAGAGAGUGGAUGGACAGAGGCUGAUGGACCUAAGGAAGACUUGGCCAAAUAUAUUGUAGAAUUUCUCACUAGUAAAGCAGAGAUGUUACUGGAUUAUUUCUCAAUAGAACUUGAUAGUUCUGGAAACCUGUUAACUCUUCCAAUGCUGAUAGAUGACUUUGUACCAAAUAUGGAAGGUUUACCAAUGUUUAUUCUUAGACUAGCAACAGAGGUUAAUUGGGACUCAGAAAAAGAAUGUUUUGACACUUUUGCUAGAGAAACAAGUGAUUUUUAUAGUAUGAAGAAAAGUAUGUUCCAAGAUAAAAAUUCUGAUUCUCAGGAAGAAGAUGCGGAUAAAAGUUGGAAAUGGACGAUAGAACAUGUGUUAUACCCAGCUUUUAGAACUUUUUUAUUUCCCCCCAAAUCUUUUGCAGAAGACUCUAGUAUAUUACAGAUAGCCAAUCUACCUGACUUGUAUAAAGUAUUUGAAAGAUGUUGACUAUUAAAUAUUUUUUUCUGUAUUAACUUGUUACUUAUUUUUAAAGAAGAUUUUUGUUGAAGUAGAAUCAGAAAUAGCAAUUGUUUUUAAGGUUUCUGACAUCUUAAUAUAGAUAAGAUAUAAACCAUUUUAGUUAUCAAGAUAUAAUUAACAAGAUUAAAUGCAUUUUUAACCGGAUUUUCAAAGUAAAAAUCAGUUAUUGAUUUGGGGAUGUACGGCGGGCGGGCGGCUGCCAAACAGUGUCCGUUUAUUUACAUGAAAACGCUUUGAAGAAUUUUUUCAAAUUUAGAUAUGUUUUUUCCUGUGAUUAAAUGAAGGUCAAGUUAAAUUUUCACAAUUUUAGCUUUUCUCAUUCAGUUAUAGCCCUUUUCCAAGAAUUCAAUUUUUGAUGAAUUAAUCCAUUUCUGUACAAAGGGAAAUAAUUCAUUUUUUAAAAGACAUUGUAUUAAAGAUAAAUGUCAUUUUGGAUUUUUUUUUUUUUUUUGGUAAAUUGUAUGAAGAAUUUUGUGGUAGGUUUGUUUGUUAUUCUGUAUAAACUAAUUUUCUGAAUGCUAUAUGUAUAUAUUUUUUUUUAUGAAGUGAACUCCUUUAAUUAGAUAAUAAUCUGUUUUAAUUAUAGGAUAUAUUUCAUUACA
Messenger RNA from Mytilus californianus (California mussel), 2836 nucleotides. Its product is annotated as DNA mismatch repair protein Mlh1-like. Lineage: Eukaryota; Metazoa; Mollusca; Bivalvia; Mytilida; Mytilidae. The transcript has 20 exons. Bases 141 to 2201 code for a protein of 686 amino acids. Gene Ontology annotation, molecular function: mismatched DNA binding; ATP-dependent DNA damage sensor activity; ATP binding. Gene Ontology annotation, cellular component: MutLalpha complex. Gene Ontology annotation, biological process: mismatch repair. The record is from RefSeq and is a predicted model, not a curated record.